GCCUGUAACACAGGCGCACUCACACACACAUACACACUCACUCUCAGUUUUUAUUGUCAGAGGAGCUACUGGGAGGCUCUCUACAGGGCACAGUCUGCUCAUUCUUCAGGUGACAGUGUGUGAGCUGCGCAUGUAUGGCUGAUGGACAGACGUCUGAACGGAUCACAGGACAAUGCUGGCACGGAGCCGUUUCAUCCUGGUGCUGGUGGUGGGCGCAUUGCUGGCGGUGCUGAGUUUCAGCCUGCAGUAUUUGCACCUCAUUCCUACCAAUCCGGUGGCGGAGCAAAGGUCAGCUGGUAAAAGCCGAAAGCGUGUGAAUCCAGUCCUACAUACAGAUCCUCCGGCCCCGGACCCCAUCAGAGACACACACCAGUACUGCAAUUACCCCAACCUGACCGAACACGGCUGGGAGGGUCACUGUCCGCCUGACUACAAGCUGCUGUCGGUCCAGGUCAUGAUUCGACAUGGAGACCGCUUUCCUUUGUACUCCAUCCCCAAAACCAAGAAACCCACUAUAGACUGCAUCCUGUCAGAAAAGAGAAAACCCUCUCACCCCCUCUUGGCCUCCUUCAUUAGUCACAUGGCUCUCGGUGGGCGUGGCCACUGGGAUGCAUCUCUGGGGUCUCUGCCUCGAUUACCCAGUCACAGCACCUGUGAAAUGGGAGAGCUCACACAGACAGGAGUCGUGCAGCAAUUAAAAAACGGCGAUCAUCUUCGCCAGGCCUACAUCAGCCGUCACAAUCUGCUCGCUGCUGAUUGGUUGCCUCGGCAGUUGUGGGUGGAGACUACCGGUAAAAGCCGCACCCUUCAGAGCGGACUGGCCUUCCUGUUCGGUUUUCUGCCGCAUUUCGAUUGGUCGCGGCUGACUGUGCGACAGCAGUGGAGUACGCUGUUCUGCGGCCAAUCGUGUGACUGUCCUGCCCGUAAUCGCUACCUCGACCAGGAGCAGCGCAGGCAGUAUCGCCAAAGAAUCGCAGACGCAGAACUGGAACGCACUUACGUCACGAUGGCCAAAACAUUGGGUGUGGCCACGAAAACGCUGAGGGCGGCCAAUCCGGUGGAUGCAUUAUUGUGUCACUUUUGCCACGGGCUUCCCUUUCCGUGCUCCAGCACACAGACUUCAUCAAACGCUCCAGAUGAGGGGGCGUGUCUUACAUUGGAGCACUUUGCUGUGAUUCGUAGGCAACAGAAAGAUGACGAACUUGAGCGUCGGGAGGCGGGGCUUUACCGGCGUUAUGCUGUGCUCGCAGCACAUCCAUACCUUAACCGUAGCGCAGCACGAUUAGAGAGAAUCGCCAGGGGAUCUCAAAUGCGCAAAAGUAAAGAAGACGCGGUUUUUGCAUUAGCAUCGGCUCAUGACGUAACAAUGGCACCACUGCUAAGUGCACUUGGUUUGGAGGGAGCAGGAUUUCCGAAGUUUGCAGCGCGGCUGGUGUUUGAACUGUGGAGUAGCCCUGAAACGAAAGAGAGAAGGUCUGAUAGAAAGCUGGACAAUAUGUUCAUUCGUGUACUUUAUAAUGGAGAGGAUUUGACCUUCGACACAGCCUUCUGCCGCGAACACAAUCGCCGCUCGACUCAGCCGCUGUGCCCUCUGGGUAAUUUCCUGUCCUUUGUGAGGAAGGAUAUGUUUAGUGUUGUUAAUGCGACGAGUUAUCAGCAGGCCUGCCACCAAACUGUACUGUAGAAUAUGUGAACGUGACUGACUGACAGUGAGGAAGCAAUAUGCUACUCAAAUAUUUUAUACAAUUCUGCUAUCAUUUGCUCCUUCGUGUAGUUUUAACGCCCCUGUGGAGCACAAAAAGCCGAUUUUAGGGAUGAUUUAAUGGAAAAAGUGAAAAAAAUAAGCACAAUAUCAUCCUCCAAAUCACUUUGAUUCUUAUGCAAUAUCUUCCUAAGAGUAAGGUGCUAGUUUCUGCAUGUCUCUCUUUCAGUGCGUGGAUUAAGAGCAGCAUGAACAUUUUUCAAAAGUUCUACUUUUUUGUUCCUCGAUUGAAAGCAAUUUAAAGCGACAUGAAAGGGGAUAGUUCACCCAGAAAUGAAAAUUUACUCAUCAUUAACUCACACAAGUAGGAAUAACAAAUACUGUGGAAGUCAACGGCUGUUUUCCCUCAACAUUCUUCACAAUAUCUUCUCAUGUGUUUAAUAUGGAUGAGUGGAGGGUGAGCAAAUGAUGACAGAAUCUAAAUUUGUAGGUUUAACUAUCCCUUUAAGGUUAAAAAAAAGUAGAAUGUAUAUUUUUGGAUGUACUGUUGCUUUAAGAACGAGCACUACUAUUGUUUUUGAUGUAGUGUCGGGUCUAUGGAGCAAAUAAUUGUAACUGCACAGCGCUCGGUACACUUUGCUUGUCACAGAGAGUCAAACUGAAGGAAACAUGUUUACAGUAAUCAUUAGGAAUGAGAUUUUAAGAUGCUGUGUGAAUAUGCACAUCUGACUGUUUUAAAUGUGCAUUGCUGAUGUCAAGGACUGUUUAAAAAGCACACCACCAACCCAGACAAACAAACUUCCCUUGUUGAAACACCUCUUGCCUUUAUAAGUCAGUGAUCAUUAUGACAAUCCCAGUGGUGUACUAUUUUUAUUUAUUUUUUAAAUCUAAAAAUGUCAUUUUCAGGUCACAUUUCUUAAAUAAUUGUAAUAGAUUUAGGGCACUUCGCCACUUUAUUCCUGCAGUGAUGGGGAACUGGAUGUUAUUUCCAUCAUGCAUCUCGAUUAGACAUCCUGGAUAAGUUCUCAAUGAAAUACUGUUAGCAGAAUGUCCUGUUUUUAGUCAUGUUGUCCUGACACAUUUCUUACAGAUCUUGUGUGCUUUUCUGUUUUUAUUUUACAUAGUUUUUAGGACUUAUUCAUUUUCGUAUCAUGAAUGUUGUUAUUAACAUCUGUAUAUACUGCCACAUUCCAAACCUUAAAGCACAUUUUUCAAAUAAAUGAACCAUUUUGUAUUAAAACUUCACUGAAAAUG
This is a messenger RNA of Danio rerio (zebrafish), 2956 nucleotides long. The record is from RefSeq and is a predicted model, not a curated record. NCBI's taxonomy places the organism in Eukaryota, Metazoa, Chordata, Actinopteri, Cypriniformes, Danionidae.